AUCGCCAUUUCAUUUAUUCAGUGAGAUGGAGAAUUUCAGAUUUCAAAGUGAGAUAGAAAUAAUAUAAUCAAACCACUUGUUUCAGUGAAUCAAAUAUAGGAUAUAUUUAACUAAAGUCAUCAAAGUACAAGAAGAGGAUGUGCUAUUAGUUUUAACAGCGUUUUGUGGUCAGCUUAUAGUAUUUUGACUAUUGUAAAUGAAAAUAAAUUAUGAAUUAAAUCUGUAAUGAAAUAAAAACUACACAAUGUUCACCACAAAUACCGUGCAAGGCGGCUCAGUGCCCACACUACAAUACCAGGAACAUCCACAGAAAUCACAAGGGAAAAACAUUGAAAAUGUUCAACAAAAAACACAACAGACUCAGCAAACCCAACAGGAGUUUCCAACAUUUUGUUAUACAACCAAUGUAAAUAUGAUAGGUAAAAUUGGAUCUGGAACAACUGGUGGGACGGGGGGAGUAACAGGGGGUGUAAACAUAGCCCAGCUCACAACCAGUGAUGACAAAACAUGUUACAUAGCCCAACCUUUCUCUUAUAAUUAUGCUCUAGUAAAUCAAAUGCAAAUUGCACCAAAUGGAUUACAGAAUACAAUAUCAAAUAUAAGUUUCAAGUGUGAUGUCUGCGGCCUUAUGUUUGGCCAUCUCACUUUACUUAAUACUCAUAAACGGAUGCAUACACAGGAUUCAGAUAGUAAUGUGGUUGUGGUAUCUACUGGUGUGAGUACGGCCAAUGAUGUCAGCAUGCCGCCCCAUAUUCAAAUACUAUCCACAGAUCCCAAUGAAACCCAACAACACCAUGUCCAGUUACAAGAUACUAAACCGGUGAUAAUAGAAAAAGUCCAGAAAUGUAUAACAUGUGGAGGUGCCAUAACAAACAACCCGAAAAGGAAAGGUCCAAAGCUAAUACGCUGUGAAAACUGUAUAGCACAAGAUUCAGUAGAACAAAGAAAUAAUCAAUUAAAUACUACUCAAAUAUUUGUAGCAGCUGAAAAUAAUGUUAAGUUUGAAGUGGGAGGUGCUAGCGGGGUUCAAGCGCCUGGGGAUCCAUUAUCGAAUGCAUCCAACAACCAACAACAACAGAAACCCUUGCCCGGUCAUCAUCCUGUUAAAAAAAGAAACCUAGCUUCGGUUACGAAAUGUCAAAACUGCAACGGUUCUGGUAUAGUAUUUGUCGGGGGAAGAGACAAAAGCAAAAACAAUCAAGCAAUAGCAGACAAGCCGUUCCAUUGUAACAUCUGUGGUGGUUCGUUUUCAAGAUAUUCGUCGUUAUGGUCUCAUAAGAAGUUGCAUUCUGGUGAAAAGAACUUUAAAUGUGGAAUAUGUGGAAUCGCAUUUGCGAAAGCUGUUUACCUCAAAAACCAUUCGAGAAUACACACUGGCGAAAAGCCGUAUAGAUGUCAAACAUGUGGAAUGCAGUUCUCACAGUCACCACAUUUGAAGAACCAUGAAAGAACGCAUUCCGGAGAGAAACCGUAUGUCUGUGAAGUCUGUGACAAAGGGUUCGCCAGGCACGCGACCUUAUGGAAUCAUCGUCGUAUACAUACGGGAGAGAAACCAUACAAAUGCGAAACGUGUGGCUCGGCGUUUAGUCAAGCCGCGCAUCUUAAAAAUCACGCCAAAGUGCAUUCUGGUGAGAAGCCAUUCAAAUGUGACAUUUGUACCGCUGCCUUCGCCGACCGCUUCGCUUUGAAACGACACAGAGGCAUACACGACAAAUAUGGUCAAACAGCUCCUCUGCCUUCAAGAAUACAGCUCACCCAGCAGGAACAGUCACAACAACAGACAAACAACGAACAGCAAGCAACACCGACCGUGGAGGUUGAACAUCGCACCGAACAAACUCUAUGAGUUUAGGAAUAGUUCUAGUUAAACUAUUUAUUAACCAUCCACCUACAUUGGUUGAUAACGAUAAAUAAUCACAAAGGUUACUUAACAGAACAUCUAAGUUCAUCUUAAUGGCAAUUAAUAAAUCAUAAUAUUUAUGGCUUCUUAAUAUAUGAAUAGUGUAUGAUAAUAAUUGAAUGACUUAAGUGAUGAGCUGUUCAUAUGUAAACUGUCUACAGUCUACGUGUCAGUAUUUAAAAUGUCUUGUACAAUUGUAUAUAUGCAAUAAACGUUUUUAAUACAUAAAAGACAGCUAUUGACACUGCCAAUACAAUAAUAUAUACAAAAUAUGAACAGAUUUAUUUUUGUAUAUCUAGUAUUUUAUGUAUAUUAAAUGCAUUUGUAUAGUCGUGCUUUGUCAGGGACCGUUUGUUUCUGCGAUGUAAUAUAUUAAUAAUAGGAUUAUUAUUGGCUGUGGAUUUAGGGAAGUAUAUCAUGCUAUGGUAUAUUAAAAAAUCAAUACUGUUGUAGCAUUUUCCUCACUUGUAAAUAUAGUAUGGGUGUAACUAUUGUGGGUAGGAUAGUUUUAAAGUGAUUUAGCGACUAGGACCUUAGCGAGACUCAUUACAUCUAUUUAUAUAUUUGUACAGGAUGGGGAUACAUUUAAAUGAUGAGGUUGUAAUUUUGUGUUUGUGUUCAAUCUGAAGUUAAAGGAAGUACAGCGAUCCAGAAAAGCUAUUGCAUCAAAGUAAUGUUAAUAAGUAGGCUAAUUUUUUAAUCAAUAAUUAGACAUUUACAUAGUUAAAGAAAAUAGCAAACUA
This is a messenger RNA of Danaus plexippus (monarch butterfly), 2643 nucleotides long. Its product is annotated as zinc finger protein 723-like. The coding region runs from base 245 to 1846 and encodes 533 amino acids. NCBI's taxonomy places the organism in Eukaryota, Metazoa, Arthropoda, Insecta, Lepidoptera, Nymphalidae. The transcript has 11 exons. The record is from RefSeq and is a predicted model, not a curated record.